GGGUGUCAGCGGGGAGUCAUGAAGAGGAGUGGCACACCAGUGUGGGACAGAAGGAGCUACAGGCCCCCUCCCACAUUAAAGAGGAGCAGCUUCAUGAUGAAGAUGAAGCUCAGUCCUUACAGCUUCAUCACAGUCAAAGUGAGGAGAACAGAGGGGCGGAGCUUGUAAGUCAACACAUCACAGAAGCUGAUGGAGAGCAUUGUGAAGAUAUCAAGUCAGAACCAGACAGCAUCUUUGCUCCACUGUCAGACAUGGACCACAUGAUGUCACACUCUUCUGAUCACAGUGACCACAUCCAAAAACCUUUGGAGAGUAAAAAUGACUCUAAAGGUGAUACGAGACAUCACACCAACAACAAACACUUUGACUGCUCUGAAUGUGGGAAAUCAUUUAGACUGAAGACUAAUUUUACAAGACACAUGACAACACAUAAUGGGGAGAAACCUUUUACUUGCUCUGUUUGUAAGAAGAGUUUAUCCAGAAAGGAACACAUGACCACACACAUGAGAACGCACACUGGAGAGAAACCUUUUACUUGCUCUGUUUGUAAGAAGAGUUUUUCCAGAAAGGAACAAAUAACCACACACAUGAGAACACACACUGGAGAGAAACCUUUUGCUUGCUCAGCUUGUGCUAAAAGAUUUAACACUAAGAAGGAAAUUACAUUACACAUGAGAACACACACAGGUGAGAAACCUUUUACUUGCUCUGUUUGUAAGAAGAGUUUCUCCAGCAAGCAAAUCAUGACCAGACACAUGAGAACACACACUGGAGAGAAACCUUUUGCUUGCUCAGCUUGUGUUAAAAGAUUCAACACUAAGAAGGAAAUGAUAUUGCACAUGAGAACACACACAGGUGAGAAACCUUUUACCUGCCCUUUUUGUGAGAAGCGUUUCUCCAGAAAGGAACGCAUGACCACACACAUGAGAACACACACUGGAGAGAAACCG
This is a messenger RNA of Nerophis lumbriciformis (worm pipefish), 950 nucleotides long. Lineage: Eukaryota; Metazoa; Chordata; Actinopteri; Syngnathiformes; Syngnathidae. The record is from RefSeq and is a predicted model, not a curated record.